CUUUGCACCUUUGAAUACAUCUAAAGAAUACCUUGCCCGCACUCAACUACUUCACGGUUUCAUCAGGGAGACGCAACUAUGGCUUCUGCGUCAAGGAAGGUAGCCACCACGAAAUCGAAUCUGACUCCAUCGAUGACUUUGAAGGGUCACGGAAACUGGAUUCGAUCCAUGUCGUACUUUCCAGACGGCCAGCGAAUGAUUAGCGGAUCUUUGGACGGGAUCUCCCGGCAAUGGGAUCUGAAGGCGGGUAAGGAGAUUGAGGAAGCGCGGAAUGUCUGUGAGGGGAGCGCACAUGCGGUGGCAGUAUCAAGGGAUGGUCGAUGGGUUGUUACUGGUGGUGGACGUGGGGAGCUGAAAGCCUGUGAGGUUGAGACGGGGAUUGUGAAAAUAUUCGAAGGUCACUCACGGCAAAUCUACUGCAUUGAUAUCUCUGCAGAUAGCACACUGCUGGCGAGCGUGUCAGAUGAUGAAACAGCGCGGAUAUGGAACUUGGAGACUGGCAAACUUGUGGCUGGUCCAUUCAAGAGCAUUGGUGAAAUAGGCGCGGUUCGAUUCUCCCACGACUCGAAGAAGCUCGCAGUCAAGUUAGAUUGGGGGACAUGCCUCGAAGUCUGGGAUGUCCAAUCACAGAAAUUGGAUGUCAGGAUAGGGAAACUCACUGGAUUAGGAAUUUUGUUUUCUCCAGUUUUCUGGACAAACAAGAACAAAACCAUUAUUGUCGCAUUCCAAAUCAAUUUCACCGCAGAUUUGGAUCGGUAUGACCACACCAAGACAAUCUAUGAGUUUGACGCGGUUACGCUGGAGACUGUCGGAGCUCCCUUUGAAGGGCACGCCAAGUACAUUGGUGGUCUAGCACUUUCAUUUGAUGGUGCUCUCCUCGCUAGCGCUUCCUACGGGGACAACACCAUCAAGCUCUGGGCUUUCGAGUCGCGACAGCUCCUUGCCUCCUUCGACGUUCAGAAUACCUCUCGCCUUAUCUUCUCACCCGACUCACGACAAUUAGCUUAUACGAUACGCAUCAAUGAUGACGACCACAAGAUCUACAUCUGUGAUACUCCACCCGACAUCCUUGCUCAGGCCCGUCUCAUUGUACGCAAAAAGUCAGCCCUCAAUCAUCUACUGCAUGUUCUGAUGGAACUCGUCGUCCUCCUGCCGGGCACCGCAGACCACCAAUAUCAGCCAUACCCAUGGCGCCGAGAUCUCCGCCUACAAGAGACCCGCGACAACCCACUUUCCUUCGCCUCCGCAAAUUGCUUCGCCUCUCUCCUCGCACAAACGCAGUACGCUCUAGUCGGAAGGAGCAAUCUCGUGAUCCCCUAGAUUUCCCUGCUACAUUGCCCUUACCUCCCAAUCACCUUCAUGGAGACAGCACUCCAUUGACUCCAUUGCCCGGUGGCAGGGCC
Suillus subalutaceus is the source of this 1403-nucleotide messenger RNA. RefSeq lists its product as uncharacterized. The transcript has 4 exons. Bases 79 to 1320 code for a protein of 413 amino acids. NCBI's taxonomy places the organism in Eukaryota, Fungi, Basidiomycota, Agaricomycetes, Boletales, Suillaceae. The record is from RefSeq and is a predicted model, not a curated record. Gene Ontology annotation, molecular function: protein binding.